This is a messenger RNA of Varroa destructor (honeybee mite), 4855 nucleotides long. RefSeq lists its product as uncharacterized. Gene Ontology annotation, cellular component: cytosol. Gene Ontology annotation, biological process: apoptotic process; hippo signaling; negative regulation of cell population proliferation. The record is from RefSeq and is a predicted model, not a curated record. Lineage: Eukaryota; Metazoa; Arthropoda; Arachnida; Mesostigmata; Varroidae. Gene Ontology annotation, molecular function: molecular adaptor activity; protein binding.
UAUCCCAUAGGCAUCAUCAGAAGCUAUUCAGUAGCGGGCGUAAGCGUACAGAAGCUUUUUAAACACCAAGAAAUAUCGGCAGUACCAAUCCUGUUUGAACAUGGUGUGGACAGACAAAUAAGCGAUGAAAUAUAUUAUCAAGAAUAAUUAGCGUGUUUUGCUAUAGCUGAUAAAGAUUGACCUCGCCCUUCAAAGCGAAAGUGGUAAGUGAGUAGGAGAGACCGAACGAAGAUGUCAAUGAUACGCUCGUUACGCGGGCAACGGGCUCAGCUAAACACCAACGUUGGGUUGGCCGUUACCAAUGAAAACACACAAGCAAUACUAGAAAUUGCAUACAGAGAGCUACCACUCUCCGGGGUUCCUGUUCCAGGAAAAUGUUUCGGAAGUUCGUGCAACUACCCAGAAAGCGUUAAAAGAAUGACUGCAGCUAGAGUUUCGAAUAAUUGAUGGAUCGUGGUAUUUUGCAUUAAUGAAAAAUACCCGUUGGCUUGAAUCUCUAGCCUUAAACGACCAGUUAUUGUAACCGCUUUCUCUCCGAUGUGCUGCCGGGACGGAAUUCGCGAUAAUAAGUAGUUCUAGUUGAGUUCAGUACAACAUUCUUAAAUCAACGAACCAAUAUUCGAUUACGCAGCUUAUCUGUGUGCAUCAGUACUAUUAUCUGUUCGGUACAAAGGUCGUAUGAUUAUAACAACAGAAUUAAAUCUUAAAGAUUGCCGAGUAAACUUGUUUUUGUGAUUUCUAAUAGCGAUAAUAAGGUAGUGCCGUGAUGUUGAUGCUAUUCGGAGUGGAUGCGAUUGUAUAGGAACGGAUGCAAGCAUUGAAUUUGAAAUUCUCCGCUUAGAAGUUUGCCGAUACAGCAGGCCGGUGCCCGAGCACCUAGCGCCCUCGGUGUGUAGUCCCAACAUCGCUUGUGAUUUAGGUGGCGGUCAUCAUUAUCAAUGUGUAGGAGAUCCGCAUUUUUUGUCGAUCUGUUCUUCACAUCGGCCCCAGCAAUAGUAGUCCAAGUCACGAUCCACAAUUGCCCCUCGGUCACUGCUGUUUUGUGAGGCUACUGCCCAUAGCGCCAGUGAGACACCGGGGCAUAACCGCCACCGACAGGCACCUACCACUACUGAACCGGACCGCCGUAAGGACCACAGCCGCAAGAAAGGCCUGCAACAGGACAAGUACCACCGGUCACAGUCACAGCGGCAGCAACAGUAGACGCGGAUCGACAGACAGAAUGACAGGCGCCGUGCACCAAAUUCCAGACUCUGUUAAAAUGCUUAUUUCGAUGGUAGAACAUUUACGCAAGUUAUAAAGAGUUACCUGGAAGAAGUUGCCCCUGUUGUGUCCGGUCGCCACUAUGCUGUCGAAGCGAAAAGAGAAGAAGAUCGGUGAUGGCAUACAAGGUAAGUAUGUGAAGAAGGAGACUCCACCAAACCUCACUGUAGUAAACACAUGGUCAGCUGGUGUCAAAAGUGGAGGUUCGAGUGGAAGCGGCGCUGGCAAGAAAAGCUCUGGAAGGGGUGGAGGUGGCCUUACCGUGGGAUGUUCAGGGGGUGUAAGGGAGUGUGCCUCGCUUCUAUCACUUGAUGAGGCACGCAACGGUUCAAAUCAAGUUGCGGCAACUUCCCUUGCUGAAAAAUGCGCACGGGCAAAGGCGCAGGCUCAGGCUUCAGGAAGUGGAAGUGGUGGAGGAGGUUGUAGCCCCCUACCACCAGCUGGAGCUCUCUCCCGAGGGCCAGUCCGCAGUUGGCCCCAUCUACAGUUUGCCGACCCUCUUGCCAAGCUGCCACAACAAACGAUUCUUUUGAUGCCAUCGCAGGGAAGCUGUGUCGAUUAUGCCAAUUUUGAACAGCUCCGGCGCGAGCAGCUCGCUGUAUCAGGAGCUUCGCCUAAAAUGCCACAGGUGGAAACGAUCUACCUAAAUCACUUGAGUUCACCUAAUUCAGUCGUUCAGCAGACCAGCUCGGCCCCGAAUGCUACCUCCGCGAAUACACCAGCGACCGUCGGCGCCUCUGCUUCCUCUAUGGCUUCUUCAAUUGUGUCAUCGUCGUCAUUGACAAACAGCGCAAGCUCUAUUACUUCUAACCUCAGUUCAGCCCCAAGCUCAAUAAAUCAUCUAAGCUCGUCGCAGCAGCUGGAUCCAGUCACCCAGGAACCAAUCUAUCAGAAUGAUCCGAAGUUCCAUCAGUUCCAUGGAUUGGGAGGAUCUCGAGUUACCUUGAUGCCUCCACAUGAUCAUCUCGGAUCUAAUGCUAGCAUCUACUCUCGUCCUGAAGAUGAAGACAUGUGUGGUGUGUAUGGAUCGAGUCUUCAGCCGGGUGUGACAACUCUGUUGCACCAUCGACCGUCAGUUGGUUCAACGACUGCUGGACAAUCGACAGUAUAUAGCGGGCCCAGUUCGCCUUAUUUUGAUGAUAACAAAAAACAGCUCUAUAUUACACAGCAUCACCACAACAGUAGCCAGCAGCAGUUGCAUCAACAGCAGGAGACAGUUACGGCUUAUCCCAACUGCGAAGAACUGCCUUUACCUCCGGGAUGGUCGGUAGACCUUACAAUGCGUGGCAGAAAGUACUAUGUCGAUCACAAUACAAAAACGACGCAUUGGAAUCAUCCAUUAGAAAAAGAGGGACUUCCAACCGGAUGGGAGCGAAUCGAACAUCCUGAAUUUGGCGCGUACUAUGUGAAUCACAUCAGUCGACAGUCGCAGUACGAACACCCAUGUCUAACGCAUUAUGGACCUUUGGCUUUGCCUGCACCUGGAGGCGGUCCUGCUGGAAAGGGCAGCGGUUCUGCCCUACCCUUACCACCAGUUCCUCCGGUUCAUCACGAUUUUCAUCAACACAACGUACUCGUACCACCAAACCCUUACCUCGCUGAGGAAAUACCUCAUUGGCUUCUUGUAUAUUCUAGAGCGCCCGCAAAACAUGAUCAUAAGAUUAAAUGGCUGCUGUUCAAAUUGCCCGAACUUGAGUGCUUUCAAGCAAUUCUUAUACGUCUCUACAAACAAGAGCUUAAAGAGAUCGUAAUGAGAUACGAAGCAAAGCGUUCGUUAAUUAUUCGGGAAAUCACCUGUAGGCGCCAGGAGGCACAGCAGGCAGCACAACACCACCAUCACCACCUACAGCAGCAGCAGCAGCACCACCAUCACCAGCAGCAGUCAAUCCAUCACCUUCAACAACAUCAGCAGCUUCAGCAAGUCGCAGUAGCUGGUCAUUAUCAACAAGAGCAGCAAGCGCAAGCGCUAGUAUCAGCUUCCCACUUUCAGCAUCAACACCAAACCCAACAGCAACUCCACUCACACCCACAACAGCAGGCUCAGGUCAGCCUACAGCGACAGCUGCACCACCAGCAACAACAACAGCAAAUUAUAGUGCACAAAAUCCCCAUACAUAUCCAGCAGCCGCACCCAGCAGUGACGCAGCCGCAGGUGGUUUCAGCCCAAAUACCUCAAUAUACUCAUAAGCCGUUGCAGCAGCAGCAGCAGCAACAUGCGCAGUUAUCUACAACGCAACAACAGCAACAUCUGUCGUCGUCUACUGUGCCACAUCAGCAACCCCAGCAGCAGCAGCAACAACAGCAUCAUCUUCAACUUCAUAAUCAACAGCAUCCACAACAGGCAAACAGCCAUAGUCCUCACCAUUUCACACAGCCAUCACAGCAGCCAACGACACAACAGUCUACAGCAGCCGCAACGACAGUAGGUCAUUAUAGCGGUGAUAGCAGCUUGUCUCAGCAGCAGCAGCAGCAGCAGCAGUUGCUAGAGCCGACGAACACGAAGUUGUAAUUAACUCAGACAGUUUAAUAAAACCACUUGAAAGCCUUCCAAAAGCAAGAAAUCACUACAAGCUGAGCGAGGAAGCCGAAAGGCCAACAAGAUUAUAAUCGGCAAGGAAGAUAGCGGCACAGAUACAAAAAGCAAGAAAUAGAAAGGUAGUAAGUGAGGGUACGUAGCUUUCAGAGCGAUCAUGUAAGGCCUGGCUCCUUCCCUUUGUUGACGAAUGGUUUCUCGAAAUGAUAACAAUGCUGUUGAUAAAAGAUUACCAUGAUUGUGCCAUGUACCUGUCUUGACACGUAGGAUAGAGAAAAUAGAAUGAAUCCAUAUAAUAUAUUCACAUUUUCGGCUCCAAGAUCAAAGAUUGUGUGAAAUGUAUGUUGGUCAAACGUGAAAUAGGUCCUCCGUAAAAUUUCAUGUCAAGUAUAACAAUAUGUAUUUAUGAUGGAACUUGCAUCGCAGCAGCAAAACUGGGACAGAAGUAAGUAAGAAAAUAAAAAGGACUCACAUAUAUUAGUUCUCAAUGUUGUAACAUAGCGCUGUGCCACUACGGCCGAGGGAAAAUACGAAUCAUUUCAGUGUAACAGUGUUGCAAUUACGUUGGUUAUAAAUAACCACCUUACACCUUUUAGGCUGGCAUAUUAGAAAUAGCGUCAAAAGUUACCGUAUGCGUUGUCACCUUAUGCUUGGAAUAACUUUAAGGCUAAUUCGAAGACAACAACUCAAGCAAAAUGUUUAUUCCUAUUACUUCGAGAUUCUGUUGAGCCUUCAACCAUCCAAUCCAGUUAGUUUACGAUGUGAAGCCGCCUGCUGCCUAGAUUUUAAUUUAAAUGCCAGAUCAAAGCGUAAGGAUUCUGGAAAGCAACAUGAGUUGCUGCAGCAAAAUUGUUGGAGAGACUGGCAUCGAGACUAAGAAGCAUCCUCUAACAGCAAAGACUAUGUGCAAUAGAAUAUUUGCUCGCAUUAUUUUUCGGAGUUGUUUGGUGAUCAAAUUUAGAAGAAUAUUCCAGUACUCAUUAAACAAACGUGUGUGCCUUGAUUUUUCUGAAACCGAAGACGCGAAAUAAUAAAAUCGUCCCUUAGUCGUGUCUGAGC